Messenger RNA from Ramularia collo-cygni, 2076 nucleotides. RefSeq lists its product as uncharacterized. The transcript has 2 exons. Bases 1 to 2076 code for a protein of 691 amino acids. The record is from RefSeq and is a predicted model, not a curated record. Lineage: Eukaryota; Fungi; Ascomycota; Dothideomycetes; Mycosphaerellales; Mycosphaerellaceae.
AUGGACAUUCCGGAGCCACUCAGAGCAGUGGGUCGCCGGAUAAAUCAGACACGCGGCGCCUGGUAUGAAGGUGACAUUUUCUCCAUCUUGAAACAGAUAGCCUGUAUCAUUCGAUCAUUUGAAUUUGCUUUGGCAGACGGCGCUGUUGAUUGCUCUAGAGAGUAUGAAAAGGGCACUUCAUGGGCAGAGCGAUACUGGGAUGUGCAUGAGCGACGAUAUCUUGAUGAUGAGGCGAGCAAGUUGAUGCUCUUCGAAGCGAAAAGCACGGUGGGAAUUGAAGCGGGCGAGCAAGUAUACAUGACUACUGUCGCUCAGCAGCGACAUGUGGCAUUCUACAUUGGCAUGAAUUCAGCAGAACCCACGUUUGUGGAUGUAAUCCCAAACUACUUGCAAGUUAAACAGGCUCUAGAACGUGAAGAGACAACAUACACGGAUGAUCCAGAAGGCCGCCAGGAUGUGAAGGUCAACACUGCUAGGAUGUCUGUUCAUUCGCCACGAGCCUAUGCUGGGAUCGAUCAGUGCAGCACACCUUAUCGUAUGCCAAUUUCCUUCCUUGCAGAGGCCAUCGCCCGCAUUCGACGCUGCGCUCUUGGCGAAGGAAUCUACAUCAAUCCCUGGACCGCCGUCGAGUUCCCCAAUUGGAAACCGCUAUGCACGACUAUGACAAAGUUCAUUAGGCCAGCAGACAAAGCAGAUCACGCCACAGCCUACGAGGCAUUCUUGGAUCUCUAUCGCACUAUUAGAAAUUUCCGACUCAACCCGUCAACAGCGUUGGACAUUGAUGUUGUCGGAMUUCAGCCUAGCCUUGCAGAUUUCAAAAUCCUGCUAGGAGGCAGACAAUACUUUGUUCAACAUAAGCUCGACAUGCGUGUUCGAUCUGCGGGMUCUGCUUUGGACAGAGUUGGCGUAGCCCGUGGGGAUGGAACCGAACGUGGAUGGUACUUCUCUUCAUUCUCCAGAUUUGACUUCUUGUGGUUUCAAUUCCACUACUCCAAAGGCAACGGCGAGAUUGAGCGUGUUUUCUUUUUCGUGCYGGAGCGGGAGCUGCCAAAUAUUCUUUUCACCACGUUAGAAAAGAAUAUCAAUUUCGAAGACUUCUCGAGCCUACAGCGGUUCCGUAUGGUGCUAGACGCAKAUGGUGCCUGGAUACACAGUGUUGAGCGAAUAUUACACGAGUAUUCGACCCCAAGAUCAUGCCAAGAGCGACCGCUGCGCGUAGUUCCGCCUCCAACAUUGUCAAGCGAAGUCGACGAUCGUACUCUGCCGGAUAGGGAGUCAUGCAAGCUGCCUCUCGGACGCUGUCUCUUCGCAAAGCAGACAAUGCGAGGUCAAAAAGCUUUCUUUCGCAACGUCCUGAGGUUGUGUGCUCACAGGGGUUCUGGUCUACUUGUUGUAAUGGCAACUUUACAUCCAUGGUCAGACUUCGGCUAUCUGAAGUACAAGUGGAGUGCGAAGGAGAAAGCGGCGUUCGCACGGCAUGGGGACCCUCCACAGGCUUUACACCAUCUGUCUCCGAAUACGUUGAUCGUGCCCAUAUCAUACUACACGCAGCAUGCAGAAGCAGCAUCUACAGGACCGAACGUACGAGCACGGCAUUUCCGGCGCCUUGAUGCGAGCCGCGAACCACGCAUCACGAUAUGGGAUAUCAGUGGGCCAGACGGGAACCCUGACCGACCACACAAGCAAGCUGUCAUUCCAUCUGAUGACAUUGAGCCAUCGAAUGCYCAGCGAAGACUUUUCCAAAGGAACCUCUCCACUGACAAGAAUAGGGGCGAGUUCGAAGAGAGGAAUCCAACUCUCUCAGCCCUACUGAAGACUGGAUUGCUGGCUGCAGAGUACGGCAUCGGUGACGGUGGGCCACUAAGUUACGAAAGUAACAACUGGAGUUCAAUUCUGGAGAUUCUAGACCAAUUCAUAUCACUGAAUACUUUUGAGCAUCCUCAAAACCAUAUCCGGCAACCCACGAUGUACCAACAUACUGUGCAGAGUGCAAACCAAAGGCUGGUAAAGCAGCACGAGCUCUCGCAAUGUAAGCAGAAAGAUGGAGAGGACUGCGCAGAAGAAGUCCCGUGGUAG